Messenger RNA from Selaginella moellendorffii, 2493 nucleotides. Its product is annotated as pentatricopeptide repeat-containing protein At2g35030, mitochondrial-like. Gene Ontology annotation, molecular function: protein binding. The record is from RefSeq and is a predicted model, not a curated record. The transcript has a single exon. Bases 36 to 2246 code for a protein of 736 amino acids. NCBI's taxonomy places the organism in Eukaryota, Viridiplantae, Streptophyta, Lycopodiopsida, Selaginellales, Selaginellaceae.
CCAAUUUUAGAUGUUUUGCUCGAUGAUGGUUAGCUAUGAUCAUGCAGCAGCAGCAAACAAUUGCCAAACAGCCAUCAUCUCCGCGCGAAACAAGAGGCACUCAAUCGCUGUUUGCGGCACUUCUCAGAUCGUGCAACACUUCCAAGGACCUUGCCAGGGGAAGAAACGUCCACUCGCAGAUCCAGGCAACGAGCUUCCGCAGCGACAAGUAUCUCGCAAAUCUGGUCAUCCAGAUGUACGGGAAGUGCGGUAGCAUGGGCGAUGCACGCAGUGUGUUUGACAACCUCGAGCAGCCGGAUCUCUUCUCGUGGAAUAUCAUCGUCACCGCGUAUGCCCAAAAUGGGUAUCUAUACGAGGCAAAGAUGGCGUUUGACAAAAUGCCUGAGAAGGACGUUGUUUCUUGGAAUGCAAUUCUUACUGCGUUCUCGCAAAACGGGAAUCUAGAUGGAGCUUGGAACGUCUUUUGCUUGAUGCCCACCAAGAACGUUGUCUCGUGGAACGCUAUGCUUACAGCAUAUGCCCAAAGAGGGCAGCUUGAUAAGGCCGAGCAACUCUUUCAAAAGAUGCCAGAAAAGAAUGGAAUCUCCUACACCGCAAUGCUCCAGGCUUAUGGAGAAAAGGGGUAUCUGGAAGAAGCUCAAUCCAUGUUUGAGAAGAUCAAUAAGCCCAACGUUGUGUCUUGGACCACUCUACUUCAAGCAUAUGCCCAAAACGGGCAUCUUGAAGGAGCAAAGAGGAUCUUUGACUUGAUCCCCGAGAGGAACGUCGUGUCCUGGACAACAAUGGUGGUGGCGUACGCGGACCAUGGGAAGCACGAGGAAGCAAAGUUUUUGUUUGACAGGAUGCCAACGAGAGACAUGGUGGCCUGGAAUGCGAUGAUCCAAGCUUACGCCCGGAACGGGCAACUCGAGCAAGCCAAGCAGAUGUUUGACGCCAUGCCCGAGAGGAACGUCGUGUCUUGGACGUCCAUGCUUCAACUCUACGCUUCCAGCGGCCACUUCCAAGGCGCGUCCACCAUGUACAAAUCCAUGCCCGAGAGGAACUUGGUCGCUUGGAACUCGCUCAUCUCGGCCUAUGGACAAAGCGGCAACUUAGAGACCGCAAAAGCAACGUUUGAUAGCAUGAAAGAAAGGAACACCAUCUCGUGGACGGCAAUGCUGCAAGCGUAUGCGCAAAACGGUCAACUGGAGGGAGCAAAAACGAUGUUUGAUGGCAUGCCCGAGAGGGACUCGGUGUCGUGGGUGAUCAUGCUCCAAGCCUACGCACAAAAGGGAAGCUUGGAAUCGGCCAAGAAGCUCUUCCAAACCAUGCCCGAGAAGAACAUGGUUUCCUGGACGGCCUUCCUCUCGGCGUGUGCCGAGAACGGGGAUCUGGAAGCCACCAAGGCCACCUUCGAUCGGAUGCCAGAGCGAAACGUUGUAAGCUGGACGACGAUGCUGCAAGCAUACGCUCGCGCCGGUGAUCUGGAGUUCGCGAGGAGCGUCUUCGAUUCAAUGCCGCAGAGAAACCUCGUGUCGUGGACGACGAUGCUGCAAGCUUACGCGCAAGAAGGCCAUGUCGACGAGGCCAAGGCUCUCUUUGACGUGAUCCCGGAGCAAAACUCCGUGUCGUGCACGAGCAUGCUCCAGGCUUACGCUCAAAACGGCAACCUCGCCGCUGCGAAGUUCAUGUUUGAUCGACUGUGUCCCGAGCGCGACUUUGUCUCCUGGAUCGUCAUCCUCCAAGCGUUCAUCCAGUAUGGCGAUCUGGAGCAAGCCAGAGAUCUCUUCGAGAUGCUACCGAGCCUGGAGAUGGUGGUGUGGAGCGCCAUGAGCGCGGCCUACGCGACCGCUGGCCGCGGCAGAGAAUCGCUCGACUUCUUCUACCGGAUGCUUCUCCACGGCGAACGAGCCGACGAGAUCUCACUCACGAGCUUGCUGGUGGCUUGCAACCACAUCGGAGUUCUCCACCGCAGCGUCACGGGCUUCCAGUCCAUCCGGUUUGAUCACGGCCUGGCGCCGCUGCUGGAGCACUAUGGCUGCCUGGUGGGAGCUCUAGCUCGAGCCGGGCAGCUCCAGUUCGCGGAGGAGCUUGUAGAAACCAUGCCUUUCGAGGCUGACGAUAAGGUGUGGGGUUCUUUGCUGAGUGCUUGUAGGACGCAGCACGACGCCGGUCGUGGAGCCCGAGUCGCGGAGAAUGUGUUCAAGCUGGAUCCCGCGAGCGAUGCCGCGCACGUUAUGCUAUCCAACAUCUACGCAGCGAGAUAAAAAGGCCGAGAUUAUCAAUCCAGCUUAAGAAAAGCUGGCAGACGUGAUCACGCGAGCUCGCGAUCGAAGAAUAGUGGAAAUGAAAGUGUCUCGUGGAUUGCUACUCACGGAUUGGAGAGAGAGAUAUUGUAGUGUGGAUCCCUCAAUCCACUCGCGAAAAUUUUUUCCGACUCAUGAAAGCUCCCGUCUCGAUCCAUCGAUUCUGGAUUUGUAUCAUAUUCGUGAUGAGCAAGUUCUCCUUUUGUCA